AUGUUUGUAUCACCUCCACCACCGACGAACAGCAAUCAUAUCUUGCCUGGGUUGUUGUCGCGCGGCAGGCCUCGGGAGUUAGGGGUUAUAGAUGAGGAGGGGAGCAGCAGUGGUGGUAGCAGUGGUGGUGGUAGAGAGGUGGUUGGUGGUUUGUCGAUAAAUGGGGUUGGAAUUGGUGGGGGUAGGAAGAAACAGUUUAUUAAUGCUCCAUCGGAAUAUGCGGAUCGGGCACGUGAUGAGAUAAGGAAAAGGCUGUUGCAUAAGAAGGCUGGCGCGGUGAGCGAUGCUGCAGAUGGUGGCAGGGCGCCGUCAGAUCAGCAGUCAAUAAUUUCGAGUGUCACUUCUGGGCAUGUGUCGCUGUUUUCGCAGCAGACAGAGGAUACUGUUCCGUCUAUGGACAGUACGCAGGAUGAGAGGGUUAAGGGGGGCCGACAGGUGCUACUGCUUGAAGAUGCGCUUCCGAAAGUGUUUUACGACAUGUACGCGCCGGAGAUCCUGAUGAAUCCGCAGAACUUAUUUUCCAAUGGACGUCCAACGUUCACCUCCAGAGAGCUGCUUGACUGGGAUUUGAACGAUAUCCGUUCGUUGUUGAUUGUAGAGCAGCUUAGGCCCGAGUGGGGGAAUCAAUUACCAAUUAUUCAGCUACCUGGGGGAACGCAGGGCGAAAUGCCGCAGUUCAGGUUCCAGUUGUUGCAGUUAGACUCGCCGGACGAGACCAUCAUUGAUACGCUUGUGACAUCAGAUAUAUACAUGGAGGCGAAUUUAGAUUAUGAGUUUAAGCUAACGGGGGCUAGGUACACCGUAGCUGCAGCGAGGAAGCGGCACGAACAAGUAACGGGGCGGAAUGAGGAGGUAAUGCGUCUCUCAAAGCCUGAAUGGAGGAACAUUAUUGAGAAUUAUUUGUUAAACCUGGCGGUGGAGGCACAGUGCAGAUUUGAUUUCAGAAACUCUUGCCGGUCUUAUAAGCGAUGGAAACAGCAGCAUCUAAUUAAAAAACCCGACAUGCCGCCACCAUCUACCAUUCCAAGCAAGCAUAAUAGGUCUACUUCUUUACUGAAAAGAGCCUUACUAAAGGGCACAUAUCAGCAUCAACAGGAGUCGGCCAAUCAGAACGUUAAGGUGGUUUUGACAAAGGAGGAGAAAGCACAACUAUGGUCGCAUUGCCAAGCUGUUGUAUACCAGCGCUUGGGACUAGAUUGGACUCCAGAUGGCAUGUAA
Eremothecium cymbalariae DBVPG#7215 is the source of this 1218-nucleotide messenger RNA. It is a transcript of the gene STD1, whose product is annotated as Std1p. The transcript has a single exon. Bases 1 to 1218 code for a protein of 405 amino acids. The record is from RefSeq and is a predicted model, not a curated record. Lineage: Eukaryota; Fungi; Ascomycota; Saccharomycetes; Saccharomycetales; Saccharomycetaceae.